Messenger RNA from Alligator sinensis (Chinese alligator), 2280 nucleotides. Its product is annotated as urotensin-2 receptor-like. Lineage: Eukaryota; Metazoa; Chordata; Crocodylia; Alligatoridae. The transcript is spliced from 3 exons. Gene Ontology annotation, cellular component: membrane. Gene Ontology annotation, biological process: neuropeptide signaling pathway; blood vessel diameter maintenance; regulation of blood pressure. Gene Ontology annotation, molecular function: urotensin II receptor activity. The record is from RefSeq and is a predicted model, not a curated record. Bases 677 to 1825 code for a protein of 382 amino acids.
UUAAAAAGGAUCAUAGCUAGCUGCAGUCAGAGCUACAUUAUGCCUAACGUCAUUGAGUAACAUAAAUAGCAGGCAUGAGUGAAGGGAGAACGGGAGUACUAAGAGCGCACAGAUUUCAAACAUACUUGGCUAGGUAGUGCACUCACUCCUCAGCGCUGCCUGACCAGAUGCACAACGCAGACCUCGCACAGCCUAUCCACAAAGAAGGAUUUGCAAUUUUAAAAAAAAAAAAAUUCCUGUCUUGAAUCCUUUCUAAAAAAACAAGCAGAUUUGUUUGUUCUUUCCUGUAGGAAACUUCAUCAACUGGAUUUAACAGCCAGGCAUGACACUCCCUGGCAGCACAGAUCUGAAUGAAUAAACAAAUACUCGGGCAAAGUGAGCGACAAGGAAGCAGACGGGGCUGCGUGCAUAUAGAUGGGGGAGAAAGCACGGAGUGGGGCUCAGCCCCAUCGUAUUUCAUGGAGGAGGAGGAGGACCUGGUUUUGCUAGGUCUGGACCAGCGCAGAAACUGGGAUUCAUCCUGCAGGUUCGCAGUCAAGUGUUCCUUCUCCUUCCUCAUAUGAAAACCUGCUAAGAAAUGGUUAUGAUCCUCCCCACUGCCAAACUUUCCAGACCAGAAAGAACUGACCAAAGGAUGUCCAAGUUAUGAAAAGAGCAGCUGAGCAAGAAGUUCAAGAUGUCUUUAAAUGAAGAGCUGGAGAAUGGAUAUUCAACAACCACCCAGAUGGCCACAGAUACAAGUGAAGGGAGCCCAUUCAGAAUCAGCUCCAACUCUUCCUACAAUGCCAGCUGGGACAGCACACCAGCCACCAAUUCAAUGGAAGACACAAUAGCCACUUGCACCAUUGGGACUAUCCUCUCUCUUAUGUGUGUGAUCGGAGUGACAGGCAAUGUCUACACCUUAGUGGUGAUGUGCCAUUACUUGAGAUACUCUGCUUCUAUGUAUAUUUAUAUCAUUAACCUUGCCUUGGCAGACCUGCUCUACCUUCUUACCAUUCCCUUCAUCGUUGGAACAUAUUUCUUUCAGGAGUGGUACUUUGCGGACAUUGGUUGCCGCAUCUUGUUCAGUCUGGAUUUCCUCACCAUGCAUGCUAGCAUCUUCACCUUGACAGUCAUGAGUACAGAGCGCUACUUUGCAGUGCUGAAGCCCCUGGACACAGUGAAGAGGUCAAAAAGCUAUCGGAAAGCCAUUGCCAUAGUCAUCUGGCUGGUGUCUCUGCUGCUUACUCUUCCCAUGCUCAUCAUGAUCCAGCUAGUGCAAAGGGACAACAAAAGUAUUUGUCUGCCCACAUGGAGCAAGCUGUCAUACAAAAUCUAUAUCACCAUCCUCUUCUGUACAAGCAUUGUGGGUCCAGGAGUGGUCAUUGGAUACCUUUACAUUAGACUAGCUAGGACUUAUUGGGUGUCCCAAACAGCCACUUUCAAACAGACCAAGCGGCUACCUAAUCAAAAAGUGCUCUAUUUAAUUUUCACAAUAGUGCUGGUCUUUUGGGCAUGCUUCUUGCCCUUCUGGAUAUGGCAGCUCCUUUUCCAAUAUUAUGAAUCCUUCCCAUUGUCUCCCAAAGCAAUGAGGAACAUUAACUAUCUGACAACGUGCCUGACAUACAGCAACAGCUGCAUUAACCCCUUCCUCUACACCCUGCUGACCAAAAACUACAAGGAAUAUCUAAGAAACAGGCAACGGUCCUUUAACAGCAGCAGCGGGUACUUCCAAAGAAGGAAUCGAUUUCAGAGGAUUUCUGGGAGAUCUCUUUCCACAAGCAGUCAGCAUUGCACAGAGACAUAUGUCCUUGCUCAUGCUUCUCUUGGAAACAACAGUGCCUGAAGGUAAAAUACACCUCCAAGAACUAUCACUAUUGACUUCUGUGUUGCUUUGAUUGAAAGUGUAUAUUGUAAAAGUAAAGUUUUAGUAGUCACAUAAUGCAGAUACAUUUAAUCCAGAGGUUGUGCCAUAACUGUCUGCACUCAUUUAUUUCUAGCACCAUAAAUUAAUGUUGGCAGUGCUCGCCGAACAACGUAGCUUCCUGGCCUUUUGCUUUUUUUUGUUCUUUAUUUUUUAUGGUGCAUCUCUCUCCUUGAGUAAUCAUCAGUAACAAAAGCCUGUAAUAGAGACGCUUUUCUUUUAUGACAAUAGAUGCCUUGCAACAUUCAAAAUUAAGUUAUUGAAAAUAUGUCUGUCGAUUCUUUUUUUUUUUUUAAAUAAAUAUAUAAAAUGCCAGACUAGAAGUGAUUGGUUGUACAAGAACUGAAAAGAGUAAAAUAAAGAAAAACAGCUCAUGU